This is a messenger RNA of Ipomoea triloba (trilobed morning glory), 1558 nucleotides long. Its product is annotated as DNA repair protein RAD5B-like. Gene Ontology annotation, molecular function: ATP binding; ATP-dependent chromatin remodeler activity. The record is from RefSeq and is a predicted model, not a curated record. Lineage: Eukaryota; Viridiplantae; Streptophyta; Magnoliopsida; Solanales; Convolvulaceae. The coding region runs from base 823 to 1437 and encodes 204 amino acids. The transcript is spliced from 9 exons.
UUGUUUUGAUGAGGAAGCAUGAGACAUUGAAUCCCUAAAAUCUAAAAUCUCUAGCUGCUCACCUGCGAUUUCCAGUUCUGCUCUCUGCUAGUUCGCUGCACUGCGACUGCCCCUGCAAUGUCUCACUGUGAACCGUGGUGGUAGGUUUUCAUGUUCAUGUGAGCGGCGUGAGAAAAGAUUUAUGCACCAAAUAGUGGCACUCCGUCUCCGAGUACAGCAGAAACUAGGCCAAAAAUAAAGUUUGCCAGAUUGAAAUUCCUUUCUCUUGAUACUCGCUGCAAGUCCCUAUUUCUAAUAGUUUCACUUGAAUCCUAUACAAUAAUUUUACUAGCAUGAUUAACUGAAUGUUCUUUUGUAGAAAUUCAACAAUGUGGUGGCCUGGAUAGGACCAUAGGAGAAUAGAAAGAUCUCUUAACAAUUUCGGAGCAAUGUCUACAUGAUUAUGUGUCUAGGAGCAAAUAGUUGUGGUAUUAAUCUGGUUAUUAAAUGGGCUGCUGAUUUGAAUCAGUAUGCAUGUGAAAGCUUGAGGUUAAGCCAUCCAGGGACAAAUAGAUAGAGCCACCUGAAACACUUGUGUGUAGCCUAAGGCCCUACCAGAAGCAGGCUCUUUACUAGAUUUCAGAAUUGGAGAAGGGAACUGAGGCAGAGCAAAUAGCCAAAGUUUUGCAUCCAUGUUGGGCAGCAUAUCAAAUUUGUGAUGAGAGGGGUCCUGCAAUUUAUGUGAACAUUUUCUCUAGUGAAGCAACUGCUGAAUAUCCUUCUGCAUUGGAAACAGCAAGAGAGGGAAUCUUAGCCGAUGAUAUGUGCCUAGAGUAAACUGUAAUGACAAUUGCUCUAAUGUUUGCGAGGCUGGGCAAGGGUAUCCUUGAUAAUCAAGAACUUGCUGAGGAUAUGGCUAUUACUCAGCAUUCUAAGAACAAAAGGAUUAAAGGUGACACUCUCAUUGUUUGUCCUAUGGCAUUACUUGGUCAAUGGAAUGAUGAACUUGAACCCCAUUCAAAGCCAGAUAACAUUUCUGUUUUUGUUCAUUAUGGUGGGGACAGAAGUAAUGACCCUAGAGUGUUAGCAGAACCAGAUGUGGUCUUGACAACCUAUGAUCUUCUAACUGUUGCGUAUAAGUUUGAUGGGGAGAUUAGCAUAUUUCUUAAAGUUGAUUGGCGUGGAAUUGUACUGGAUGAAGCACACACCAUAAAGAACUGGAGGACUAUGAGUCCUAGGGCUGCAUUCACGCACAUUAUUGUCUGCACAUUGCAGGUGGUGCAGUGUCUUACUGGUACUCCACUUCAGAAUAAUGUGCAAGAUCUUUACAACCUCAUUAAUCACUACGAAGAGAUAUGGCCAAAAUACAGAGAAGUGGACGAUUUGUGCGAGAAUUUCAACUUAUUGCUCUUUUGUUCCACUUUUGCUUUUGUAUGUCCAAAUGACCAAGAUCAUUGAAAACACCACAAUUUAGCUCUCUAAAAGGUGUUACCCCCAUCUUCAUAGCUUCUUAUUAGCUCCCAUUGACUGUACUCUACAUGCAUCUGAAAUGCUUCAAAAAUCAUUUAAUUCAUCUAAA